UUGCAUAGAUUAUCAAGCAAUCAAGAAGCCACUAAAAAUAUCUGGAGUUGCUGAGCACACCUUUGCGCAUAGGUGUCUGGGUGUGGGUGGCUGGAUUCUUUGGGUUCUAUACUGUUCUGGGGGUGUAGCUGUAGUUUAUUUUCUAUUACUUUGGGUGUAAUUAGAGUAGGUUCUUUUUGUAUUUAUCCUGAAAAUGACGGCUCAGGUAGACUACCUGGCGGUGUUGUUCACCACCACAUCUGGCGCGAGCGGAGACCUCUUGGGUUCGGACGAGACGGAGCUCGAGCAGUUGGUGUGGCAGCUCGUGGACUUGAAGAACAAAAAGUUGGGAAAGGUGAAUGAGGUGUUAAUACGGCCUGAGCACUCGGACCUUACAGAAGAUUGUCUGGGGGAGAGAGAGGACAGCGAGGAGUCUGUCUCUACAGUCACAGGCUUGGAGCACGCGCUAAACCAGUUCCAUCUGAGAUUGACCAAUGAGGUGAACAGCUUGGGCGGGGGCACGUCAGUGUGUGUGUGUACGGACGGGCAGCUCCACAUUCGCCAGGUUCUCCACCCCGAAGCUGCGGGCAAGAACCUGGCACUGCCAGAAUGUUUCAACUCCUUUUUUGACCUGAAGAAAGAGUUCAGGAAGCACUUCCCCUCUGCAGACACCAAGAGCCUGGAGGUGCAGUACAUGGCAGAAUCUCUCAGUGUAACUGUGGAGCCAGUAGCCAUAUUGGAGCCGCCGGCCGUACUGGAUCCAACGGCUGUGUUGGAUCCGACGGCCAUGUUGUCACCGGUCACAUCAGCACUGCAGGUCCAGACCAUGGCCAACAUCGUCCUAGCCCUGCUAUUGGAACCCUUAUGUCACACAUUCUCAAACCCAGAGAGAGUCACUGAGAAGUUUGAAAGCGGCACUUGCAGUAAGAUGGAGCGUGUGUGUGACAACACAGUGAUCAGAGCAAGGGGGUUGCCGUGGCAGUCAUCUGACCAGGACAUCGCUCGCUUCUUCAGAGGACUCAACAUUGCCAAAGGUGGUGCUGCGUUGUGUCUGAACGCCCAGGGUCGGAGGAACGGAGAGGCUAUGGUCCGCUUCAUCAGUGAAGAGCACAGAGACAUGGCCCUGCAGAGACACAAACACCACAUGGGCAACAGAUACAUAGAGGUGUACAAGGCAACAGGAGAGGACUUCCUUAAGAUAGCAGGCGGUACCUCCAGUGAGGUGGCGUUGUUUCUGUCUCGUGAGGACCAGGUGAUUGUCAGGAUGAGAGGUCUUCCCUUCACCGCCACACCUGACCAGGUGCUGGCCUUCUUCUCCCAGGGGGAGGGGCCUAAAGAGGCGUGUCCUGUCAGUGGUGACAAGGAUGGCAUCCUAUUUGUGCGUUUCCCUGAUGGAAGGCCGACAGGCGACGCCUUUGUCCUAUUCGCCAGUGAGGAGCAUGCUCAGUGCGCUCUCAGGAAGCACAAAGACAUCCUGGGAAAGAGAUACAUUGAGCUGUUCAAGAGCACCGCCGCUGAGGUGCAACAGGUGUUGAACAGGUACUCGUCAGCCCCUCUGAUCCCCGUGGCUCCAGCCCCCCUGGUGUCAAUGUUGCCCUCUGUGUCUCUGUUGCCCUCUCCUGGUGGCGUGAGGGACUGCCUCAGGCUGAGGGGGCUGCCCUACACCGCCACCAUAGAGGACAUACUGGCCUUCCUAGGAGAAUACACACACGACAUCAGACCACACGGAGUACACAUGGUGGUCAACCAACAGGGUCGUCCGUCAGGGGACUGUUUCAUCCAGAUGCGUUCAGCGGAGCGGGCUUUCUCUGCCUCUCAGCGGGUCCACAAGCAGGUGAUGUCUGGUCCGGGCCAGGCUGGCAAGCGAGGGGUUAACAGCCGCUAUGUGGAGGUGUUCCCAUGUAGCGCUGAAGAGAUGGGUCUGGUGUUGAUGGGAGGCUCCCUCUCACACACACACAUUCACACACACACCCGGACCAGGAAUGGGACAGGGCUCAGCCCGCCGCCAUGUAAGUCCAGACGUCUGUCUCCUCCCUCCUACUCCUUCCCACCCGUCCCUUCCAUCCUGCCAGCUGAGGCUGCCGGCCUCUUCCCUCCCAUUGGGCAGGUGCUGCUGAGUCCCCGCCCCCUAGGACCUGGACACACCUACUACCCAGCUAGCACUCAGCUCUACAUGAACUACACUGCAUACUAUCCCAGUCCCCCAGGUUCUCCCAACACUAUAGGGUACUACCCCUCCCCCACCCCCCUGCCCUCCCCUGGGGGAGUGGUCCGUAUGCAUGGCCUCGCCUAUAAAGAACUGCUCAACACCAUUCAGGGAUACCAGAGUCCUAUGGAGGCAUUGCCUGUACUGAGCAGUAUGAUUGGUCAGUCCAGCAGCGGUGAUGCUCUGAUGCCCUUCCCCCCUCUCCUGACCAAGCAGGGACGGCACUACCUGGACCUAAACAUGCUGUAGAAGGCUCAAAGAUCCACACACACUGACACUCACUACCCACAGACUAUACCAGGGGUGUCAAACUCAUUUUACCCCAAGGGCCGCAGUGGGGUUUCACCCAGAUCUGGAGGGCCACAUUGGGGUUUCACCCAGAUCUGGAGGGCCACAGUGGGGUUUCACCCAGAUCUGGAGGGCCACAGUGGGGUUUCACCCAGAUCUGGAGGGCCACAGUGGGGUUUCACCCAGAUCUGGAGAGCCACAGUGGGGUUUCACCCAGAUCUGGAGGGCCACAGUGGGGUUUCACCCAGAUCUGGAGGGCCACAGUGGGGUUUCACCCAGAUCUGGAGAGCCACAGUGGGGUUUCACCCAGAUCUGGAGGGCCACAGUGGGGUUUCACCCAGAUCUGGAGGGCCACAGUGAAAAGUGGUUAUAUUUCCUUUUUUUAUAUAUAUAUAAGACAUGGCUCUCUAUAUUAAACUGUGCCGAAAGUUUGACACUCCUGCACCACAAUAUCACACAACACACACAUGCAUGCACCCCCCCCCCCUCCCCCUCCAACGGACAUGUGGGGGAAUGUCCUGGCCACCAGCUCUGAUCUGUGUUCCCUGUCUGAGUUUUGUGGUAUAUACAGUGUAUAUGCAUGAGAGCAGAAAUGUAUUUUAUAUCAGAGCUUUGCCUCAGCCAAACAGCAGCUCUGUCUUUAUAUUGCACAUAGUAUUUUUAAAAAGCUUUCUAGAGACGUUCUAAGAUGUUACGUCUGUUAGAAGUAGAGCUGCGUUUAGUACUAAUUAUUGAUCUGAACUUUUCUUCAUGACUUGCAUACAUUUGUGUAUGUGUGUAAGUGCUUGUGAAUGCGUGUGUGUGUGUGUGUGUGUGUGGA
This is a messenger RNA of Salvelinus namaycush (lake trout), 3293 nucleotides long. RefSeq names its product epithelial splicing regulatory protein 1-like. Bases 194 to 2434 code for a protein of 746 amino acids. Gene Ontology annotation, molecular function: mRNA binding. The record is from RefSeq and is a predicted model, not a curated record. NCBI's taxonomy places the organism in Eukaryota, Metazoa, Chordata, Actinopteri, Salmoniformes, Salmonidae. Gene Ontology annotation, biological process: regulation of RNA splicing. The transcript has 14 exons. Gene Ontology annotation, cellular component: ribonucleoprotein complex; nucleoplasm.